ACUGGUUAAUGAUACGGACUGGUCGGAUAGUACGAACUGUACGCAUGGGAGACACAUUUCGUGGAAGGGUCCUUCAGCGAAGCAGUUCUGAUUUAAGCUUAAUUGUAUUUUGCUAAAAUGGAGUAAACUGUAAACUAUACGCAGUAAUAAUUUCAUUGCCCUAAACGGGAAGGUUCGAAGAAAGAAGCGAUUGCUUUCUUACAAGAAGAGCGUAGAUCUCAUAUGUUUUUCAUUCUCUCAGCCGGAUAUUAAUCUCUCCUAUCAACUAUUCCAUUGUUCUGGGAAUUUUUUGGGAUAGUAUAGUGACUCAUGGGGAAAGGAGGGAAGGAUAGCGGGAGUAGCGGGAGUUCUGGCAGCAGGAUGGUUGCAGGUCCGGAUGUGUUAUUACCUGCUUGGUCUAAAGAUGUGAAGGAAUGUUUGGACAAGCUCCAGGUGAGCAUGGAGAAGGGAUUGUCUCACGAUGAAGCUAACAAGCGUAGGCAGAUCUAUGGUCCGAAUGAAUUUGAGAAACAUGAAGGACCUACGAUUUUUAGAUUGAUUUUGGAUCAGUUCAAUGACACGCUAGUGAGGAUUUUACUUGUUGCUGCUGUCAUAUCUUUUAUUUUGGCUUGGUGUGAUGGAGAUGAAGGUGGUGAAGUGGAGAUCACUGCCUUUGUGGAGCCUCUGGUGAUUUUCUUGAUUCUGAUUGUUAAUGCCAUAGUAGGCGUUUGGCAAGAGAACAAUGCAGAGAAGGCAUUGGAAGCAUUGAAGGAGAUUCAGUCUGAUCAUGCAACCGUGAUUCGUGAGGGAAAUAAGAUUUCCGGCUUUCCAGCUAAGGAACUUGUUCCAGGGGACAUUGUUGAGUUGAAAGUAGGGGAUAAAGUUCCUGCUGACAUGAGAGUAAUACAUUUAAUUAGCUCUACCCUCCGUCUAGAGCAAGGGUCAUUGACUGGAGAAAGUGAAGCAGUGAGUAAGACUACUAAGGUAGUCCCAGAAGAAGUUGAUAUCCAGGGGAAAAAAUGCAUGGUCUUUUCUGGAACAACUGUAGUAAAUGGACAUUGUAUUUGUCUAGUUACUCAAACAGGGAUGGCCACAGAGAUAGGACAUGUGCACUCUCAGAUUCGUGAGGCAACUCAGAGUGAGGAAGAUACACCGUUAAAGAAAAAGCUCAAUGAAUUUGGAGAAGCGUUAACUGCUAUUAUUGGGGUAGUUUGUGUUCUAGUUUGGCUGAUUAAUGUGAAUUACUUUCUCUCUUGGGAGAUUGUUGAUGGAUGGCCAAGGAAUUUCAAGUUUUCCUUUGAGAAGUGCACUUAUUACUUCGAAAUUGCUGUUGCUUUGGCUGUUGCUGCUAUUCCCGAAGGUUUACCGGCUGUUAUUACGACAUGUUUGGCACUUGGGACACGUAAGAUGGCUGCUAAGAAUGCUCUUGUCCGAAAGUUGCCCAGUGUUGAAACUCUUGGUUGUACAACUGUUAUUUGCUCGGAUAAAACAGGUACAUUGACUACCAAUCAGAUGUCAGUGGUUAAGCUGAUUACUAUGGGUUCAAAGUCAAACACUCUGCAAUCGUUCAGCGUUGAAGGGACAACAUAUGAUCCUUUUGAAGGGAAAAUCCAAGAUUGGCCAUUAGGGCAUAUGAAUUCCAAUCUUCAAAUGGUUGCAAAGAUUGCUGCUGUAUGUAAUGAUGCUAACAUUGAAAAAUCAGGGGAGCGUUAUGUGACCACGGGAUUACCUACUGAGGCAGCAUUAAAGGUUCUGGUUGAGAAAAUGGGACUUCCCAUUGGCCUAGAUAUAGAUUCUUCCAAACUAAACAGUGGUGUACCCUGUUGUUGUUCUACAUGGAACAAAAUUGAGAAACGGAUUGCUACUCUUGAGUUUGACAGGACUAGGAAGUCCAUGGGUGUUAUUGUACACGCCAACUCAGGGAAAAAGUCACUAUUUGUCAAGGGUGCAGUUGAAAAUUUGUUAGACAGAAGUUCGUAUGUGCAAUUGCUGGAUGGUUCUGUUGUAGAGCUAGAUGUCAGUUCUAGGGAUUUGAUAUUGCAAAGCCUUAGUGAAAUGUCCUCCAAAGCAUUACGUGUUUUAGGUUUUGCAUACAAGGAUGACUUACCUGGAUUUGAAACAUAUGAAGGAAAAGAAGACGACCCAGCUCAUGAGCUAUUGCUUAAUCCUGCCAAUUAUCCAUCAAUUGAGAGUAAUCUAAUAUUUGUUGGUUUGACUGGUAUAAGGGAUCCUCCACGGAAAGAAGUACGUCAAGCUAUAGAGGAUUGCAGAGAAGCUGGAAUUCGCGUUAUAGUUAUAACUGGAGAUAACAAGAAUACAGCUGAAACAGUUUGCCGUGAAAUUGGUGUUUUUGGACCCCAUGAGAGUGUUACCUCUAGAAGCUUGACCGGGAGAGAGUUCAUGGAACUUGCUGACCCAAAAUCACAUUUAGGACAAAGUGGAGGGCUUGUGAUCUCUAGGGCAGAACCAAGGCAUAAACAAGAGAUAGUCAGGAUUCUCAAAGAAUGUGGUGAGGUGGUUGCCAUGACUGGGGAUGGGGUUAAUGAUGCACCUGCGCUAAAGUUGGCUGAUAUUGGAAUCGCAAUGGGAAUUACAGGGACUGAGGUAGCAAAAGAAGCUUCUGACAUGGUUCUGGCAGAUGAUAAUUUUAGCACAAUUGUUGCUGCUGUUGGGGAAGGCAGGUCCAUAUACAACAACAUGAAAGCCUUCAUCAGGUAUAUGAUUUCUUCAAACAUUGGUGAGGUUGCUUCAAUAUUUCUUACAGCUGCUUUAGGAAUUCCCGAGGGUCUGAUACCGGUUCAACUUCUGUGGGUCAACCUGGUCACUGAUGGGCCCCCGGCAACAGCAUUGGGUUUUAAUCCACCAGACAAAGAUAUAAUGAAAAAACCACCAAGGAGAAGUGAUGAUUCAUUGAUCAAUGCUUGGAUUUUGUUCCGCUAUCUGGUUAUUGGGAUGUAUGUUGGUGUAGCAACUGUAGGGGUAUUCAUCGUCUGGUACACCCAUAACUCAUUCCUAGGCAUUGACCUAAGUGGGGAUGGCCACAGUCUUGUUACCUACUCCCAGCUCUCUAAUUGGGGUCGUUGCAGUUCUUGGAAAAACUUCACAGCCUCACCAUUUACGGCAGGGCCACAAGUCUUCCGUUUCGAUGACAACCCGUGCGACUACUUCCAAGGCGGGAAGAUCAAAGCCACAACGCUGUCACUCUCUGUUUUGGUAUUCAUCGAGAUGUUCAAUUCCCUAAAUGCCCUUUCGGAGGACGGGAGUCUCUUGACGAUGCCGCCAUGGGUCAACCCGUGGCUUCUUUUGGCCAUGUCAGUCUCCUUCGGGCUCCACUUCUUGAUUCUCUAUGUGCCGUUCCUCGCUCGGGUGUUUGGGAUCGUGCCCCUUAGCCUGAACGAGUGGCUACUCGUGCUGGCGGUUGCGUUCCCUGUGAUUUUGGUGGAUGAAAUCCUCAAGUUUGUGGGUAGGUGUAGCAGUAGGGUGAGAAGAGAAAAAAAGCUUGCGAAGUACAAGGCGGAGUAGGAAUGGUGGUCGGAAACGUCAAAGGUUGGUCGAGUGGGACUUUUAUUUGCGGAUAAUGAUAUAUGGCGGGAAGGGGUUUGAGAAAGGCUCCAAGAAUGGUAAAAUUUUCUCAAAUUUACCCAAUUGAAGAAGUUAAAUAAUUUGGGAUAUAUAUGAGAAAAUAUUGCAAUUGCCUGAUUCAUUUUCAACCCCUCCCUGCACGUAUCAUUGACCCCUAUAAUAGCUAUCUUUCCUUUUAAGUUUUAAUACCCCCUCACAUUGAGCUGACCUGAGGUAUUUGAGAUUGUGAGAUGGGAUUCAUUAUUCAGUGAACAUUCAUUAUUGUUUCCGAACUCACCAUUUAGUUACUAUGAUUAUUCUAAUUUUUAUUCCAAACAGCGCCAUUUUUAUGCUGAGUUGAUUUUGCAAUGCCAGCUUUAAGUUUCGUC
This is a messenger RNA of Cuscuta epithymum, 3929 nucleotides long. The record is from the annotation of a GenBank genome assembly. NCBI's taxonomy places the organism in Eukaryota, Viridiplantae, Streptophyta, Magnoliopsida, Solanales, Convolvulaceae.